AUGCGUUCUACAUUGUGCGUAUUCGUUUUUCAAUGGAUCAUUGUAUCGACUGUGGAUCUGUCGUUUAUGACCAAACCAGAUACGUGGGCAGCGUGCGACAGCUUAGGACGUGUGCUGCCUACUUACGAACAAGUGGGCGAUAUUAAACCGAAUAAAUCCAUUGGAAUUUUCUAUUUUCUUUGGGCUGAAAACGAAGCCAGUUUCAAAACAGGGCCUUAUGACAACACCCAAAUUUUGGCAAAAGCUAAUGGAAGUUUAAUCAAUGCAACAUGGGGCCCGUUGAACAGCUUUCACCAUUGGGGCCAGCCAUACUUCGACUACUACCUGAUGGAUGAUGACUUCGUCAUUCGAAAACAUGCGCAAAUGCUUGCUGAUGCCGGCGUUGACACACUCAUAUUUGACGCGACAAAUGCGUUCACGUAUGACAAUAUAUGGUCGAAAAUUGGUAGUAUCUAUCUUGAUAUGCGUUCGAGAUCCAUACGCACGCCACAAUUUUGUUUUAUAACGUGGUCGUCAACUGAGCAAACAGUUCGACACUUGUAUGAUUACUUAUAUAGUCAUAAUCUCUAUCGGGACUUGUGGUUUAUGUGGCAAGGUAAACCAUUGAUAUUUGCCAAUCCGACUAGUUUUCCGUCUGAUCUGCUGAACUUUUUUACUAUACGAGAAUCUUGGGCUUGGACGAAAGGGCAAGCAUGGUAUGGUGAUGGUCAUGGUAAAUGGCCAUGGAUCGACAAUUAUCCGCAAGGGCCUGGUCUCAGCGAAACAGGUCAAUUAGAACAAACAUGUGUAACAGUAGCCGGACAUCCUGUAAUGAAUAUCGGCCGUUCAUUCGAUGGCCCAACUCAACAUGAACCUGACAUAACUAAUCCAUUGAACGGCACAUACUUUUCUCAACAAUGGGAGCGGGCAUUAACUAUUGAUCCGGCAUUUAUCUUUGUUACUGGAUGGAAUGAAUGGAUCGCACAACGUUUCGUGCAAACAAGCGCUCAAAACAGUUUCAUUGGAAAACAAUGGCCUAUCGGUACAACGUAUUUCGUUGAUGAAUUCAUUGAAGAAUAUUCACGCGAUAUUGAGCCUAUGCUUGAUGGUCAUGGUGAUAACUACUAUUAUCAAUUGAUUAGUUAUAUUCGCCGUUAUAAAGGUAUGUCAAAACCAGAUACCGUAUCAUUACCGAAAACCAUUCUAAUUAAUAUGGAUUUUACUCAAUGGAACAAUGUCACACCUUAUUACGUCGAUGAUUCAUUCGAUAUUCCAUCACGUGAUCACCCACGCUAUGGUGAUCAGGGCGGGAAAUUGAUUGAUCGUAGUCAACGCAACGAUCUGGCUACUAUGCAAAUCGCACGUGAUAAUCGCUCUCUCUACUUUCAUCUACGUACCAAUGGACGAUUCGUCGACGGGAAUAAUUUUACUUGGUUGUUUCUCAACACGGACAAUAACUAUUCAACAGGUUGGGUCGGUUUCGAUUAUUUAGUUGAUUUAGGUGAAAGUCAAUUGAAGAAAAAUGUCAAUAAUACAGAUCAUUGGCAAAACCAGCAAAUUGUCGAUAUUGUCAAUAACAAUAACAAUGAAUUGCACUUUUCUCUUUCACGUCAGUCCCUUCAAAUCAAUCAAACAGAAAUCUACUUACAAUUCAAAUGGUUCUCAGCUGAUAUGUUAUAUACAAUUAAUCCACUUCAUUUUAUUGAUAAAGGAGAUUCAGCACCCAAUGGAAGAUUUACAUACACAUAUCUAACUAAUCAGUCAUAA
Molecule: messenger RNA, 1746 nt
Organism: Adineta ricciae
Lineage: Eukaryota; Metazoa; Rotifera; Eurotatoria; Adinetida; Adinetidae
Source: the annotation of a GenBank genome assembly